This is a messenger RNA of Eurypyga helias (sunbittern), 1358 nucleotides long. RefSeq names its product cleavage and polyadenylation specific factor 4, 30kDa (gene CPSF4). Lineage: Eukaryota; Metazoa; Chordata; Aves; Eurypygiformes; Eurypygidae. Gene Ontology annotation, molecular function: zinc ion binding; RNA binding. The annotation marks the transcript as partial. The record is from RefSeq and is a predicted model, not a curated record. The transcript has 8 exons.
UUCGACCUGGAGCUGGCCGUGGAGCAGCAGCUGGGGGCGCAGCCGUUACCCUUCCCCGGCAUGGACAAAUCAGGCGCGGCUGUUUGUGAAUUCUUUUUAAAAGCGGCCUGUGGAAAAGGUGGCAUGUGCCCCUUCCGACACAUCAGCGGGGAAAAGACGGUUGUUUGCAAACACUGGCUACGAGGACUGUGCAAAAAGGGAGACCAAUGCGAGUUUCUGCAUGAGUAUGACAUGACCAAGAUGCCCGAGUGUUACUUCUACUCCAAAUUUGGGGAAUGCAGUAACAAAGAAUGCCCAUUCUUGCACAUUGACCCGGAAUCUAAGAUCAAAGACUGUCCCUGGUAUGACCGAGGCUUCUGUAAACAUGGUCCACUCUGCAGGCACCGGCACACUCGAAGAGUCAUUUGCGUGAAUUAUCUAGUAGGAUUUUGUCCAGAGGGGCCUACCUGUAAAUUCAUGCACCCUCGGUUUGAACUGCCAAUGGGAACCACAGAGCAACCACCCCUGCCUCAGCCGACACAAACACAGCAAAAGAGAACACCCCAAGUCAUCGGAGUCAUGCAGUCUCAAAAUAACAACAGUGGGAACAGAGGACCCCGGCCGUUGGAGCAAGUCACCUGCUACAAGUGUGGUGAAAAAGGUCAUUAUGCCAACAGAUGCACCAAAGGACAUCUGGCCUUUCUUAGUGGACAGUGAAAAGAGCAGAAGGAAGAGUGCAAGGGAGCGAUUAACGCUGAGAGAAGGUUUCUGCCUUGCACUAUGUCGUGAACUAUUAAUCAGGUUGUUUAUUAAUGCCAUUACUGAAAGAACUGGUCAGAGGCUGGCUGCUGUCAAGCAAUGUUUUUUGUAAUUGCCCACAACUUUUUUCUUAUGUUUUAACCUUUUUAAAACAGAUAGUUGGCCUCGACCUAUUUUCAUUGAGCCCUGCUAAAAGGUAGAUCUAAAACCAAGUAGAUAACGCAACCCCCUCACCGGUGCAGCACUCUACGUAAGCUCAUCUUAUGCCAGUGUUUCUUUAAAGUGUUUUCCUUCUGCCACUUCUCUUUGGAGAACCUGCAGCGUUUCAGCCCUCCCUGUGAAAGCAGGAGGACUGACUGGGAAAAGUAAGACUUGAAAUGCCUUCCCUUCAGUGAGGAAGCAGGGAAUCUGCUGUCCCGUAGCUCUUAAAAAGCAAAGUUGUGUUCCCAGGUCCAGCCUGGUGUAGUCAGUAAAGCUUGCCCCGAUGGCCGAUUUAACACAUCACGUACAUCAGGCUGUAAAAUUUUCAUCCACUUGCUUUGUUUCUGUGCUUUCUAUACUGAAGGUUAGAAAUUAAAUCUUCUGGGUGAGAACUGACCAAGGGGAGGAUAAAUUGGCAU